Messenger RNA from Cotesia glomerata, 1818 nucleotides. RefSeq names its product U3 small nucleolar RNA-associated protein 6 homolog. The transcript has 8 exons. The record is from RefSeq and is a predicted model, not a curated record. The coding region runs from base 60 to 1796 and encodes 578 amino acids. Gene Ontology annotation, cellular component: Pwp2p-containing subcomplex of 90S preribosome; small-subunit processome. NCBI's taxonomy places the organism in Eukaryota, Metazoa, Arthropoda, Insecta, Hymenoptera, Braconidae. Gene Ontology annotation, molecular function: protein binding; snoRNA binding. Gene Ontology annotation, biological process: maturation of SSU-rRNA from tricistronic rRNA transcript (SSU-rRNA, 5.8S rRNA, LSU-rRNA).
UUAUUUAUGUAUAUUAAUAAUUAAGAAGACCGGCAUUAAUAUAGAAUAAUUUAAUAAAAAUGGCAGAUUUAAUUGAAAAUCAAUGCGAAAAUAUCGACGAGCUUGAGUAUAUAAAAAAAAUGAAACUUUUUGAUAAAAGUGAGAUUAAAAACAUAGCAAAACAGUUGGAAGAAUAUGAAACUAAAAUACAAAGUCAUACAACAUGUAAAGAGGACUAUUUAAAAUAUAUUACAUACGAAAUGGAUUUACUCAAGCGAGUAAAGCAACGCAAAGAGAAAUUGGGAAUAACUCAACAGUCUGAUACUGAAUCACCGAUUAUUAAAAAAGUAAAUAGUUUAUAUCAAAAAGCUACUAUUAAAUUUCAAGAUGAUCUCAGAUUUUGGAUGGCUUACAUGAAAUUUCGAAAACAAUUACGUUUGACAAAUAACAUCAGUCGAUUAAUUGAAAAAAUGAUAGAAAUACAUAAAAAUAAACAAGAGUGUUGGAUAAUUGUUGCUCGUUGGCAAAUAGAAGAGAAUAAAAAUUUACAAAAAGCUAAACAAGAUCUUCUAAAAGGUUUACGGCUAAAUCCAACUUCUCAGCAUUUAUACUCGGAAAUUUUCCAAUUAAUAUUGAAUGAAACUGAAACAACUGACGAAUUGGCAGUAGUGCUAGAACGCGCCCAAGUUGUUUACCAACAAGCCUUUAAGCAAAUAAAAGACGUUACGUUUAUAAUAAAGCUACUUGAAAUAACAACAAAGCACAAAAAUACAGAAAAGUUACAGGAUUUAAUUAUAGGAGACUUGCUGAAAGAUUAUUCUUAUAAACCACAAGUUUGGGAUACAAUGGCUCGACGUGAAUUGGCUGGAUUUACAUAUGACCCUGAUGGAGAAGAUGAUCACUCGAUGGAAGUUGACGAGACAGAAUUAAAUGUUAUGAGACGUCGAAUAAAUUUUUGCAAUAAAGUUUAUCAAACAGCAGUUAAGAGACUAAAAACUGAAAUUAUGUGGACUCUUUAUAUUAACUGUUUGACGGAAAUAAAUCAAGAUUUAUCGUCGCUGCCUAAUUUCAAGCGCAAGAUACUUAAAAACGCGUUGAUGCAAGGCCAUCAGUCAAAAAAGUUGCAAGAUAAACAGUAUUGGUAUUGGAUAAAAAUUUUAGAAAAUGAUAAAAAAGACGAAAACCUUAAAGAUAAAUUAUACCAAGUAUUGUGUUAUGCAACUGAUGCAUUACCUCAGAAUGUUGAUUUUUGGAAGGAUAAAUUAAGACAUUUAAUAAGUGUAAAUAAAAAUGAUCUAUUUAUUACAGAGUUUAAUAAGGCUACAAAAAUAUUGGGUAAUAAAGCAUUACCAUUGUGGAAAAUAAAAUUACUUUAUACUCAAGCAAAGUAUUCGAAUAAAGUUGAAGAAAUUUAUUUAGCUGGAAUGAAAGAAGCUGUGGAAAUAUCUCGAGAAAUGAAACCAGCUUACAUAAAAUGGGUGGUAUUAACGAAAGGUAUUCAAAUAGCUCGGCAUAUUUACAAUGAGCUCAGUGUAAAAAUACCAUUUUGUCUGGAACUUCACAAGGAAAUGGCUGAAAUUGAACUGAUUCAACCAGACAUAUGCAAACAAAAUGCCCGACGUCCACACGAAAUGGCUACUAGUCAAUUUGGAAAAACUAACACCGAAGUAUGGAUUAAUUUUAUUGAAUUUGAAAUGAAAUACGGCGAGCCGCAUAAAGUUAGCGACAUACAUCACAGAGCUGUCAAAACUUUAGAGGCAACAUACAGUGAUUCAUUUAUUUCUGCAUUCAAUAUCAUCCAAACUAACACUAAUUAAAAUAAAUCAACUGUAUCUCAAA